Molecule: messenger RNA, 4437 nt
Organism: Solea solea (common sole)
Lineage: Eukaryota; Metazoa; Chordata; Actinopteri; Pleuronectiformes; Soleidae
Gene: micall2a
Product: mical-like 2a
Exons: 17
Coding region: 803-3049 (748 amino acids)
Molecular function (GO): protein binding
Source: RefSeq, a predicted model, not a curated record
ACUCAAACACACAUGCACAAACUUUGUUUUUAUAUCUUAGUGAGGCCCUUACCUUAACCUUAACUAUCACAACUAAAUAAACCUUACUCUAAUCCUAACUCUAAAACCAGCUCUUAACCCUGAAAAAGCCCUUUAAAGUUCUGGGACCCAGACAAGGUCAAAAUGUCCCCACACAAAGAAAAGUUUGUACAUUUUUUGGACCUCACAAAGAUACAAAGUAAGUAGAGAAAGAUAGAUAGAUAGAUCGAUAGAUCGAUAGAUAGAUAUUUUAUUCAUCUUACAGAGAAAUUUACAAUAUGUUAGAGACACACAAACGCCAAAAUACACUAGAAACAGUUAGAAACCACUUCAAUAUUGCCUUAAUAAAUUUGGAUUAUAACGUCAUUUAUCAAACCUAAUGUCUUUUUAAGUAUAUUGUACAUAAAUGGUUUGUAUUUGCUAAAGUGAUAACUCGACUGUAAACAUGAUUAAAUAAACAAACAAACAAACUUUUGGACAUGCGCGCCUCUGUGUCUCCUGAGUGACGGAUCAUCAGUCGGCGUCAAUUAGCGUAAUGAGAAACGCUCACAGCGUCCAGCUCGUCCUGCAGACAGACAGACAUGCAGACAGACAGACAUACUGAGCCUAAACUCACUGUGGCAAAGACAGAGCGGAGGAAACAGGACGCAGCUGCUGCUGCUGCUGCGCUGAAGCUUUUUUUUCUUUAUCUGUCUUUCCUCCGGCUCCUCCUCACUGAAACUCUCUGCUUUCCUCCUGCAAACUCAGUGCGUGUUGUGUGUUGAGUGGGAGUGGGAGCGGGAGCAUGGCUGCCAUCAAGGCUCUGGAGCUGUGGUGUAAAACGCAGUGUGAUGGAUACCGAGAUGUGGCCAUCACCAACAUGACCACGUCAUUCAGGAGCGGACUGGCUUUCUGUGCACUCAUACACAAGUACAGGCCGGAUUUAAUAGACUAUGACUCACUCAGAAAGGAGGAUGUGUUUGAGAACAACAGAUUGGCGUUUUGGGUCGCAGAGGACAAGUUGGGGAUCCCAGCUUUGUUGGACGCUGAAGACAUGGUGGCUUUGAGGGUCCCGGACAGACUCAGCAUUCUGACCUAUGUGUCCCAGUACUACAACUACUUUAGAGGACGGACACCAAUGGGAGGUGUGAAAAGGCCAGCAGAGGGCUCCAAAGAGGAGCCAUCAGAGAAGAAAAAUCUACCAGUGGCUGCCAAAACUUUUGCACCUAAAACCACUCCUGACAAAUGUGUACCAUCCACUCUCACGGCUCCGGCCUCACCCAAAGUGACCAGAGCUGCAGCUCAGAAAGCAGUUUUGGCAGAAAACGCAAACAAAAGUGGAACUCUCAACAGCAAGUGUGCCGCAUGCAGGAGCCACGUUCAUCUGGUUCAGAGGCACUUUGUGGACGGCAAGCUCUAUCACAGAAGCUGCUUCAAAUGCAGCGAGUGCUCCGGCGUGCUUCACGCAGGAGGCUACAGAGCGGGCAAGAAUCCGGACACUUUCAUCUGUAACACCCACCACAACAGUUGCAAUCCUUCCUCCUCCGACGCGGGGACCAAAAACACACCCACCGGUUCAGCUGCGCGGCCAAACGGUGCCACUCGGAACCAGCCUGCGUCACGCCCCUCGUCCGUGCUGUCGGCGCCGCUGAAUGUUGUCCGGAAUCCAAAUAGUCCACCUGCUCCACCUGCUCCACCUGCUCCACCUUCUCCGUCCUGGACGGCCUCGGCCCAGAAGACGCAGGUGGCCCGGCAGAGGUUUUUCCAGGCUGCGCCUUCAGUCUCGGAGUCCUCGGCGGACAACAGGAAGUCUGCAGAGUUCACUGAUAUUCUGGCGUGGUCAAAGGUCCAACUGAGUUCUAAUGAGGAGAGGAGCAGAUCCAGGACUGCAGCUGGGAAGACACUAGCAGAAGCAAACUGCAACAAUAACAACAAACGGCCGUUCACUGUUCGCUCAGCAGAGAGACGGUUUGAGCCAAGUCCAGAUAAAUGCAGCGAAGGCCCAACAGGAAACUGGGCAGGACGGCCCACGGCCCGCCAGACAAACAAUAAGGAAUCGCCAGGUCUUGAGGUCACAGGCAGAGACGACACGGGGCCAACGACUGUACACACAAGCGCUCCAGUCUGCCGUGAGGAGCAAUCAAAGAUCAAACCGCUGAGAACGGAGCUCCGUCUAAAAGAUGCUGAAGCCGAAGCCUCCAGCGAGCAGCGUGAAGCUGGAGUCAUGUUCUCGCCUUCCUCUAAUGUCUCCAGGAUGGCAGCAAGGUCUCCCUCACCUCCAGCACCUUCACAACCUCCAGUUAGCGUUGCUGAACAAAGGCCUCAGCCCACCUCUGUAAACCUGGGCUCUAAACACUCGCCUGUGAAACCGCCGUCCAGACGUCCAGCUGUGGAAUCCGCUGGCUUCUCAACACCGACAUCAGCCGAUCAUGGACGUGCGUCAGGUGCUAAAAAGGGAAAGUAUUUGUCACCCGCCGACGCCUGCAGGAGUGAAACGAGGUCACCCUCUGUGAGGACUUAUCACAUCCCGGUGGAGCAGAUCGAGAGGGAGCUGAAUGACAUCGAGACAAACUUGGCUCAGUUGGAGAAGGAGGGCGUGGAGCUGGAGAAGAAGCUUCGCUGCUGCGAGGAAGAGGGAGAGGGCGACAUACUGAUGGACCCGCUGAUGGUUGACUGGUUCAAGCUGAUUCGAAAGAAGCAGAUGAUCAUUAGAAAAGAGUCCGAACUUGUAUACAUAGCCAGGACUCAGGAACUGGAGCAGCAGCAGCCAGGUGUGGAGGGCGAACUUCGCCGGCUGCUGGAAAAGCCAGAUCACUUAAAGUCCGGAGACGAGCGACAGCAGGAGACGCUGCUGAUGCAGAGGCUGGUGGAGAUCGUGAACGGCAGGAACGCCAUCCUGGAGGGUCUGGAUGAGGACCGGCUCAGGGAGGUGGAGGAGGAUCAGCAGUUGAACGAAAUGAUGAAGAAUCUUGGUGUAAAGAAAGCAAAAAGUAAGAGGAAAACCUCCAUCUCAAAACUCUUCAGGCGAAGAAGUAAGAGACGAGUGGAAUGACCUGCAAGGUUUUUAUAUUUGUAUUUUAUUCACUAAACUUGUUUUAUAAUAGCUAAAUUAAUAUUCUUUAGAUACAUUUGAAGGUGUUUUCUAUAUCAAUUGCAUGUGUACAAAUUGGAGGUGAGGCUAAAAUAUGUUGUUAUGAGGAGAAAUGAUGUGGGUUUUUUGUGGAUUUUCACGUUUAGAGAAUAUAAAUAUAAAAUUAUAUUUGGUUCACCUUCAGUUCAUGGUUUGGUUGUAAUUUAGGGAGAGAAUUCUGUACGUGUUAGGGUUUGUUUUGCUUACGUCACAAGGAGUGACUCUGUUUUUUUCACAUUUCACGUUUAUUUUUUACAGGCAAAAAAAAAACCACACGUUUAAUAAUUGCCAUGAAUUAUUCACUUGUAUGGGUCACAAGAAAUGUCACAAUUUAUAUAUUUAUAUAUAUAUAUAUAUAUAUAUAUAUAUAUAUAUACAUAUAUUUAUAUUUAUAUUUAUGUUCUGUAUUUAUUGAGUUAUUGGAACGAGGGUUCUAAUUUAUGAGGUGAGCAAAUUAAAAUGCGCUUGGUCAGAAAGAAAAAAAUGGAUGUUGAGAGUCAAAAUUAACUCUCACAAAGUGUAAAUUACACAGGGAGCACUGGCUGCUCCGAGUGCAAAUAGGAAGGCGGGAGAAAUAAAGAGUGUAAUCCUUCAGCCGUCUCUGAAAAAUGAAAUUAUUUCACUAUUUAUUUAAUAAUGGAUUUUAACAAAUUUCCUGUAAAGGAUAUUAGCAGCAGGAAAGAGCCUCGACAAUUAAGUUUGAAUGACUGUGUAGUGUUGGAGGGGGCUGGUUAAAAAAAAAAAAAAAAAUAAAGAAUGUGUUGGAGCCACACAUGUUGAGCUGCCUUGUUGCUGCUGCUGCUGCUGCUGCUCCUCCUCUCUCGUGCUGUACUGUAGGUGGCAGCCUGGGUAUGCUGAAUCGCACGGCGACAACUCGGGGAAUCCAAUUUGCCACAGUGCAGGCGACAGUUAAUUUCUUUUUGCUAAUUUUAUAAAUGCUGCAAAAGUGUUUUGGGGGGCUGCGCUGAUGCAGUAAUGUUAUGUGGAAGAAGGAGAGGAUUAGGUGGAGCCAGUUAUAGCUUAUGGCCGCGGCGAAGGCUUAUAAAACUAUAGGUUGUACCGAGCGCUUUAUCUUCAAACCUGGUUUAAUUAAACAUUACUCUUUACACUAAUAUCUGCAUCACAAUUGCUCGGCACCUGAGCUAUUACUGAGUUGAAAGGGACGUGUGGUGGUUAUUUCUGUAUUUAUUUUUUUAAAGGAAACGGAAUGGAAUGUUGCAUUUUUAGAAGUGUUAUUCAAGGGCGUGUACUUGUACUCCUAUUUUCUUCUUCUUUUUUAACUUGUUGUCCAAUAAAUCCUUUGAAGAUUA